Alternaria postmessia is the source of this 1338-nucleotide messenger RNA. RefSeq lists its product as uncharacterized. The transcript has a single exon. Bases 1 to 1338 code for a protein of 445 amino acids. Gene Ontology annotation, molecular function: UDP-glycosyltransferase activity. Lineage: Eukaryota; Fungi; Ascomycota; Dothideomycetes; Pleosporales; Pleosporaceae. The record is from RefSeq and is a predicted model, not a curated record.
AUGGCAUCCCGAAGCGUGCACAUCGUGCUGAGCGUAGCAUGGCAGGAUGCUGGAGACACCACACGUGCCAUUGCGAUGGCUGUCGCUUUGCGGGACAUGUGUCCGCCCGAUAUCGACCUAAAGAUCGACUUCCUCUCUUGCGGCGCGCGGUUCGAAUAUCAGAUCACAGACGCUGGGUUCAACAUCGUCCCAGCUCAACCACGCGUGAAGGGUAUAUCUGUAGCGCACGACCUUGGAUGGGACUGGCCUGAGUUUUUCGGAUCGGAAGAAAUUGCGAAGUCUUUCAUCGACGGCCAACUUGCGGCAUUCAGAGAAUUGAAACCCGACAUUGUGUUCCACGGCAUGUGGGCUCCAGCUUCUAUCGCUGCACGACUCCUGGGCAUUCGGACAAUCAACUUUCUUCCAGUGCCAUUGCAUCCUGGAGCUUUUGCACAUGGCUUGAUUCGCGAUCUUCCGGAUAUGAUGCCCUUGUUCACAAGGCUUCCUCGACCGUUCCGGCAGCGCAUGGCAUGGUGGGGUAGUGGUCUGAUGAUCAACGCUCCUAUUUUCCAACAGAAGCGCCUUGGAGCUGCGGCUGCUGCCUGUGGAUGGCCAAUCAAAGGUCCCAUCUCACUUUUCGACAUGAACAUGGCCGACCUCAACUUGGUUAACGACCAUCCCAUAUUUCACCAAGAAUAUUUGCACCGCAUCCCAAAGAACAUCGUCCUUACAGGUCCCUUGUAUGCGCGAAACGACUCAAAGCUGGACGAAGACAUCGCAAGUCAUCUGACAAAGGGGUCUGGCCCGUCCAUCCUAGUUACCAUGGGAAGCUCAGGAACAGAAGAGUUCUUGUUCGAAGCGAUCAAGGCUCUGAGGAUGAACCCUGAAGACAACUGGAACGCAGUCGUGCUGGCUUCAAAAUCGAUCUGCGACAUCGGCAAGGCCAACGAAAUUGCGGGCGGAGACGCACGCCUGCUGGUGACUGAUCGGUUCAUCCCAGCACCCGCCGCCAAUGCGCUUGCCGAUUUGAUCGUAACACAUGGAGGUCAAGGUACUGUGCAAUGCGCCUUGGCGGCAGGAAAGCCUAUAGUCGGUGUUGCGCUACAAGUCGAGCAGCAAACGAACUUAGACAACGCCAUGAAUGCUGGAGCAGGUAUCCGUGUGCAAAAACAGUCCUGGAAAGCCAAGAAUAUUCGCAACACGGUUCUGAAGGUGCUGAAUGAUCCGUCGUAUGCCGCGAAAGCGAGGAUGCUAGCGGAUACCUUAAAUUCGAUGGAUGGCGCGAAGACGGCGGCGGAGGUGAUGUGGAAGUUUAUCGUCGAAGAACAGACAGAAAAGGUUAAGCUUCAGGCUCCAUGA